Messenger RNA from Crotalus tigris (Tiger rattlesnake), 1162 nucleotides. Its product is annotated as olfactory receptor 1440-like. Gene Ontology annotation, molecular function: olfactory receptor activity; G protein-coupled receptor activity. Bases 158 to 1072 code for a protein of 304 amino acids. Gene Ontology annotation, biological process: G protein-coupled receptor signaling pathway. NCBI's taxonomy places the organism in Eukaryota, Metazoa, Chordata, Lepidosauria, Squamata, Viperidae. The transcript has 2 exons. The record is from RefSeq and is a predicted model, not a curated record. Gene Ontology annotation, cellular component: membrane.
UAUAGAAAGCAGCAAUUAGAAUUUAUUAUACACUGUUUUCUAUAAAAUGAGAAGCAAGGGAGUAUUGGGUAAAUUUCUUAAGAAAAUGUAACAGAUUUUUUUCUCCUCUCCUCUGAAAAAAAGUCCUUUCAGUUUUGAUCCUAGAGUGAGUGUGGAAAUGGAAAAUCAGACGACCACAGUGACUUCCUUUAUCCUUUUGGGAUUUUCAUACAACCUGUCAGUCAAUACUUUCCUCUUCCUUGUAUUUUUCCUUAUAUAUGUCACAACUUUGGUAGGAAAUAUGAUGAUUAUGGUGGUUACAACUUAUCUUCCAAGCCCCAUGUAUUUUUUUCUAGCACAUCUGGCUUUCCUUGAUAUUUGUUUUUCUUCUGCUACUGUUCCAAAAUUGCUAGUCAUGUUCUAUGCAGGCCAGACUAUUUCAUAUUCUGCUUGCUUUAGUCAAAUGUUCUUUGUCUUUCUCAUGGGGACCACUGAACAUUACAUCCUUGCAGCAAUGGCUUAUGACCGAUAUGCUGCCAUUUGCAAGCCCCUCCAUUAUGUGCAAAUUAUGAACAAAGCAUUUUGUAGGGUGCUGGUGGGUGGUGCAUGGGCAACUAGUUUCUUAUGUUCCACAAUAAAUGUGUUACCUAUUUUGAGGUUAAGUUUCUGUGGACCUAAUAUUAUCAGGCAUUUCAGUUGUGAGUUUCCAAAUCUUCUUGCACUUUCCUGCUCAGAAACUUUUCUCAAUAAACUGGCAUUCUUCAUGACAGGAAGUGCUUUUGCAGGUAGUUCAUUAAUUAUUAUUCUACUUUCAUAUAUCCAUAUCAUUUCAACUAUCCUGAAACUGAACUCUGCAGAAGCAAAAAGAAAAACUUUCUCUACCUGUAGUGCUCACCUUAUUGUUGUGGCUUUGUAUUAUAGCACUGGAUGUUUUAGGUAUAUGAGGCCUAACUCAGCCUCUUCAAUUAUUGUAGAUGAACUCUUCUCCAUUCAAUAUGGCAUUUCAACACCCAUGAUAAACCCCCUUAUCUACAGCCUGAAAAACAGAGAAGUGAAGGUAGCCAUCAAAAAGCUAAUGGGCUACAAAUUAUAGUUAUCUAAAAUCUAAACUGUUUUGUUGUUAAACAUGUUGACCAGUUGUUUUUACUGAGCAGAAAAAUAAAUAAAACGCAUUGGAACUUUC